UGAUACUGGGAGUGACUGGGAGUGACUGGGAGUGCACACCACCAACUCAAUGGCCAAUGCAGAAUCUUAUCACGGUCACCAUCACCGCCUUGCAUUGAAUGGCUUGACCUCCAAUCGGCUCUGAUACGCAAUGGCCUUGGGGAUACAGAAUGAUAGGUCGCUUAGAACAAUCCAACCCUCCAUUAUCACAAUCACAGGCUUUGAAAAGGAGGUCUUUAUCAGCUCUGUCUUACAUCGUGAGGCCUUGUGUUCUCCUUGGAUGUUCUGGAUUCCCAUGUUUGAGGGUGCGCUACACAACAGCCGACAGCCGACAAGGGCCCCAACCGUUUCAACCGGAAAGUCAUCUUGGCCACAAGCAUCCUGACUCUGAUCAUCCUCAAGGAUGGCCAUAUCCCCUAUCCUUGGACGUUAUCAAUGCGCUUCGAGGAAAUCGACGACAUCGAACUUAUUCCCCGCCGUCUUACCCUACCUACACAGCUGUCGGACGUAAGGGCGAGGAUAGGCAGCCAUGGUUACCCAGCUGCUUAAUGCCGUGUCUUGUGUUCCAGCUCAGUGUAGUGUAUCUCAUCUCUCCGAUUCUCCGGGUCAUGUCGCCCAUCAUAGACGAUAGACCUGUAGUUACAGCCGAGUCAGUCGAUGGACCUGCUGACCCAGAGCUUUCGAAGCCAAGUACACCAUCGCUCUUGAUCUCAACCCGCGAUAGCCCAAUUGAGACCCAUCCAUCUUGCAUCACACGGCAACAGACAUGAGAUGGUGCUCACCGGGUCUCUUCGAUGGGCUUGUAUCCCAGUCGUUAGCUCCCCGCAUUGGACUCGACGGCGGGGAAAUUAAAGCCCUCAUGAACAAAACAUAAUUCCAGUCACAGAAACAGCUGUCGUCCAGCUGGCGGUGAGCCUCAACGCAGGAACAACUCACUGUUGGAUAUCCUCUCUCCACUCAAGUCCACCGGCCCCGUCAUGGCAUCAACGGCUGGACCUCAGUGGUUCCUUUCUACCCCCGUUUCCAUAAAACGCCGCUCCGCAGCGUGGACCAAUCGGAACCAAAAAAAACAUUAGCCUCAUAUAACUUCACAAAAGGGGCUCGACUUCUCGAUUGUUUUCGUAAAACCGGCAGAUGGCGAGAGCUUCAAGUCUGCCGUUGUAAGAG
This is a messenger RNA of Neurospora tetraspora, 1146 nucleotides long. RefSeq lists its product as uncharacterized. NCBI's taxonomy places the organism in Eukaryota, Fungi, Ascomycota, Sordariomycetes, Sordariales, Sordariaceae. The transcript has 2 exons. The record is from RefSeq and is a predicted model, not a curated record. Bases 150 to 749 code for a protein of 199 amino acids.